ACCGCGUCCCCUCGUCACUGCCUGCCCCAAGCUGCUGCCUGUCCUGCACCAUCACCCCUGCCAGGGCAUCCCACCCCCCAGAACCACGAUGGUGAUACCCGCUGGCAAGAGCCCCAUCCUGCUGCUGCUGCUAUGCUGGGUGGCCCCCAGCAAGGAGGAGCCAGCCCCAGUGCAGCUGCGGCUGGUGGGGCCACGGGGGCCAGCUGGGGAGGGUCGUCUGGAGGUGUUGUACCAGGGACAUUGGGGCACCGUCUGCGAUGAUGGCUUCGACUUCCAUGCGGCCACCGUCGCCUGCCGGCAGCUGGGCUACACCGCGGCUGUCACCUGGACACAUAGUGCCACCUACGGCCAAGGGGAAGGCCCCAUCUGGCUGGACAAUGUGCGGUGCGGGGGCAGUGAGGGCUCCCUGGCAGAGUGCAUCCACAAUGGCUGGGGCACCAGCGACUGCCACCACGGCGAGGAUGCCGGUGUGGUGUGCUUGGAACAGCGUCUGCCUGGCAGCCCCCCCCAGGCCACCACCCCUGGUCACCAGGGAGAGGUGCUGGGGCUGAGCCUGGAGGAGGUGCGGCUCAAGCCCAUCCUGGCACGGGCCAAGCUGAGCAUGCCAGUGACAGAGGGUGCUGUGGAGGUGAAGCACAACGGGCGCUGGAGGCAGGUGUGCGAUGCUGGCUGGACCAGGAACAACAGCCGCGUGGUCUGCGGGAUGCUGGGCUUCCCCCAGGAGAAGCACAUCAACACCAGCUUCUACCGAAAGCUCUGGAACAUGAAGCUGAAGGACCCCAACUCCAGCCUGAAGACCCUCAGCCAAAAGAACAGCUUCUGGGUCCACAGGGUGCGGUGCCAGGGCACAGAGCCCCACCUGGCCCGCUGCCCCACACAGGUUGCCCCACUGGCUCCUGGCCAGCACGCCUGCCCCCGUGGCAUGCACGCCAUUGUCAGCUGCCUCCCUGGCCCUGUCUUCCAGAAGAGCACAGGCAAGGGCAGGAGCAAGACCUCCCCAGGGAAGGUGCUCCCAGUGCGGCUGCGAGCAGGCACCCAUGCUGGCGAGGGCCGGGUGGAGGUGCUGCACCACGGGCAGUGGGGCACUGUGUGUGACAAGCAGUGGGACCUGGCCGCGGCCAGCGUGGUGUGCCGGCAGCUGGGCUAUGGGACGGCAAAGCAAGCCCUGGUGGGAGCCCAGAUGGGCCAAGGCCUGGGGCCCAUCCACAUGAGUGCGGUACGGUGCACUGGCCAUGAGCGCUCCCUGGGCGAGUGCCAAUUCCAGGACGCCGAGCGGAGCGGGUGCCGGCACGAGGCUGAUGCCGCCGUACGCUGCCACAUGCCCCACAUGGACUUCCAGAGCCAGGUGCGGCUGGCAGGGGGCCGCAGCCCUGAGGAGGGUGUGGUGGAGGUACUGGUACCAGUGCAGGGCCAGCUACAGUGGGGUGCAGUGUGUGGUGCACAGUGGGGCCUGAACGAGGCCAUGGUCGUCUGCCGGCAGCUGGGGCUGGGCUUUGCCAGCCAUGCCCUCCAGGAGACGUGGUACUGGGCAGGCAACCCUGAUGCUGCCCGGGUGGUGAUGAGUGGGGUGCGCUGCGCCGGCACCGAGCUGGCCCUCCAGCAGUGCCAGCGCCACGGCCCUGUCCACUGCCCCAGUGGUGGGGGACGCUUCUCGGCGGGAGUCACCUGCACUGCCUAUGCCCCAGACCUGGUGAUGAAUGCCCAGCUAGUGCAGGAGACAGCCUACCUGGAGGACCGGCCACUGGAGCUGCUGUACUGCGCCCAUGAGGAGCGCUGCCUCUCCCGCUCCGCUGACGACAUGCAUUGGCCCUAUGGCCACCGCCGCCUCCUCCGCUUCUCCUCCCAGAUCCACAACCUGGGCAGAGCCGAUUUCCGACCCAAGAUGGGGCGCCAUGCCUGGACCUGGCACCAGUGCCACCGGCACUUCCACAGCAUCGAGGUCUUCACCCACUAUGACCUGCUGACACUCAACGGCUCCAAGGUGGCUGAAGGGCACAAGGCCAGCUUUUGCCUGGAGGAUACCAACUGCCCCGAAGGGCUACAGCGACGCUUUGCCUGUGCCAACUUUGGGGAGCAGGGGGUGAGUGUGGGGUGCUGGGACACCUACCGCCAUGACAUCGACUGCCAGUGGAUCGACAUCACUGAUGUGCCGCCGGGCAGCUACACCUUCCAGGUGGUCGUGAACCCCAAGCAUGAGGUGGCCGAGUCAGACUUCUCCAACAACGUGAUGCGAUGCCAGUGCAAAUAUGAUGGGCAGCGCAUCUGGAUGCACAGCUGCCACACAAGUGAUGCCUAUGGCGCUGAUGUGGUGAGCGAUCUGGAGCGACGGGAGCGCCUGGCCAACAACCUUUUGUGACCCCCUGGCACCAGCACACCCCUGGCAACACCACAGGGCAGCCUGCCUCCCACACCCCAGCCCCUGCACCCCGGCAGCACCAGACUGAGCUCAGGGACUCGAAGACUUGUAUUUAUUGACGCUGCUGCAGAGAGUGGAGAUGAGCACUGGGGCCGGCGGGGAGCACCUGGGGGUGUUCAGCCCUGUGCUGCUGGUGGGACCUGCAAGAGGGGAUCCAGGUACUGCAGCAGCCCCCACCUCCGUGGCUCCAGUGCCCCCAGGACAACUACCUCAGCCUGCCUGCCCGGCCCCCCUGCCCCAGCAGGCUCAGGACAGGCCCCAGCCACUGCCACCUGCACACUAGUCCUGUCCUCAAUAAAGGUGCUGUGCUAUGGGAGAGAGGGUACUCCCUUAUCAACCCCACCAGCCCCUGCUCCUUUCCCUGCACUCUUCCACAUCAGGACCUGGCCUGGAACAACCCUUGUCUAGAUGAUGCCCCCGUGGUCAGGCAGUGUCCCCCUGCUGCCACCCAGGGCCACCAACCCUCUAUCUGGCUGCCUGUGACUGGUGCCCAGCAGCUCCAGCUCAUCGCCAGCAUCCCCACUGGCUGGGGAACCCUGGCUCUGAACUGACUGA
Molecule: messenger RNA, 2971 nt
Organism: Athene cunicularia (burrowing owl)
Lineage: Eukaryota; Metazoa; Chordata; Aves; Strigiformes; Strigidae
Gene: LOXL4
Product: lysyl oxidase like 4
Exons: 15
Coding region: 89-2356 (755 amino acids)
Biological process (GO): peptidyl-lysine oxidation
Cellular component (GO): membrane
Molecular function (GO): DNA ligase activity; protein-lysine 6-oxidase activity; copper ion binding
Source: RefSeq, a predicted model, not a curated record